GAAUAAAAAAACAAAAUAUCCGUCAAGUUUCAGGUCUCGAUCUCAAUUUUAACCCGUGCCAGACUGCGACGUAAGUUCCUCAUUUAGAUAACAUGGCGUUUUUGGCAUUGAAGAUUAAUUUUUCUUUAUCCCUUAGUCGAAAGUACACCCUUCCCUUCCCAAUUUUAAGGCCUAAAGUCUUACUUCCCUCCCCCGGUGGAACUUCACGCGCCGCACUUAUUUCACCGAGAGCAAAAAAUUUUUUCGUGCCUACGGAAACAGCCAGCUGCUGCCAUCUAUUGAACGUCUACCACUUUAUCAAUAAAAUUUUUCACGAUGAAGUCAUAGAUCGUUGCUUUAUUUAUAUAUACGUCAGUAUUUUUGUGUCUCGUUGUUGUGAUAUUUUAAUUAAACAGUAUACUUGCAAUAAUAAGAUGACUGGAAAAGUAUCAUCGGAUGACUCUAUAGACGAGGAUGAGGUGAUUAAAGAUUUUUAUGCAGAGGCGAAGUUAAUUAUUGAAACAGCAAUUUUGCCAAAAAAAUCAGCUACCAGAUACCAAAUAGUCUACGAAGGCUAUAAAAAAAGUAGCUAACUGAACAUCGAAAUUCUCUAUCGGACUUGGAAAAAAGUAACUUGGUCGUGUAUUUCACAGAGUUAAGUAAAAAAUUAAAACCACCAACAUUGUGGAGCAUCUGGUGUAUGUUGAAAAAAACACUUAACGUAAAAGACAACGUUGAUAUUAGCAAAUUUUACAAUUUGAAGUGUCUAAUUAAAAACUACUCUAAAGGUUACAAACCUAAAAAAAUCAUUAGUGUUCAAGUGGAACGGCAUCAUGAAUUUUAUGAACAAUGCACCGGAUUUCGUGUAUUUAGUUGCAAAGGUUAUACUCGUAUUUGGUAUCUGUGGGGGACUAAAAUGUGAUGAACUUACUGAAUUGAAGGUGCAGGAUGUAGAAGAUCUUAACAAUAGAUUUCUUGUGUCCAUCGUCGAAACAAAAAAUGAUAAACCACGCCAAUUUAUCGUCGGAGAGCUUUUUUACGGAAAAAUAAAAGAAUAUAUUUUAUUAAGACCGAGUGAAUCAUUUACAGACAGAUUUUUCAUACAAUACCACAAUGGGAAGUGUCAGCGGCAAAAUAUUGGUAAAAAUAAAAUUGAUGAAACACCUCAGGUCAUUACUUCGUAUUUAAAUUUAUCAAACCCAAAGCUGUACACUGAACACUGUUUCCGCAGAACCGGAACGACACUUCUAUCGGACUCAGGUGCGAACAUCACCAUGCUAAAGCGACUAGGAGGAUGGAAAUCUACGAGUAUAGCACAAGGUUAUGUGGAAAAUUCUCUGAAGAAUAGAGAGAAAAUUUUCGACAGCAUAAUCCAUGCAGCUAAACCUAGUGAUCAGUUAAAUCCUCAACCAUCGACCAGUGGAAGCGACUCAACUGCAAUAAUUAAUAAAAAUAUGAAUAAAAAGUCUCAGCACGAAGAAGCUGAGUUUGAUUGCUUUGAUGAUUUUGAUAUAAAUGAUCAAGAUUUAGCAGUGAUUGACGAAUUAUCUGAAUCACAAAUACCUGAAUCACCGACACCAUUUUUUACAAGUGCAAAGAGCAAAAAAAUACUUACUUGUAAUAACCAAUCACAAUCAACGACGCAUUUUAGUUUCAAAUCAUCUGUUAUUAUAUCUUCUACGGCAUCAGAAAAUAUACCACCGUCAAAAACAUUCAAAUCUGACGCUAAAACUCAUGCAUACAAUCAAUCAUCGGAUUUUUCACCAGUAAAGACGACAGCUGAUCAGACUACUUGCAAUAUGAAAAUUGCAUUUUUUAUGGCGACAUUGUUAAUAAUUUUUAUUAUUCGGGUAUUAAUUUGAAAAGUAUUGAUGAAAACAAUAAUAAAAAUCGGUCUGUCAGUUGACCCUGCGGGCCAGCCCCAAAACUUCCCGCUUUUUCCGAGCUCAAGAACCUCGAAAACAUUAUUGUGAAGACAUUUUCGAGCUCUUCGAGCUCGAAAAUACGUUUGUAUGCUGUUGUUUUCGAAAAAAAACGUUUUUCUCCAACGAUAUCUCUCAAACGAAUAAACCGAUGGAGACGGUUGAGGUGGCAAUCGACGCGUUUUAUCAAGUUCUAAAGCUGAUCAAAUUUUGCAUUCGAUUUAUCAAGUCGUUUUUGAGACAUUUCAGAAAAAAUAAAAAACCUUUUUUUUUUAAUUCUUUUGACAACGGUUUCUCUUGAGCGAAUGAACUGAUUUUGAUGCUUGAGGUGGCAUUUGACGCGGCUUAUAAAUCUCUAAAGCCCAGUUCAUUUUGAAAUUAAUCCAUCGAGCACAUUAAAAGUUAUCCAAAAAAAACAUUUUUGAAAAAAAUUUAUUUUUGGAAUAUCUCUGAACGAGCCCUACCGAUCAAGCUCAAUUUUCUCACGGCUUUAAGAUAUUGACAAUCCGCGUCGAAUGACACCUUAAAGUUCAAAAUCGGUUCAUCCGUUCAAAAGAUACAGGUAUUUACAUACGUACGUACGUACGUACAUACAUGCAUACAUACUCUCUUAAAAUGAACCAGUGAAAUUCCACUGAUUCAACCAGUGAAGUUCACUGGUUUAACCAGUGACUAAAAGUUCACUGGUUGAACCAGUGAAUUUCACUGGUUGAAUCAGUGAACGACGCGCUCACUGGUUUCAACCAGUGAACUAAAAAUAUGUAAGCGCGCGGGUACAGCAGCAUUCUGUACAUGAGUAUAUUUAAGUGUUUUAUUAUGUCAAUAAAUAAGUAAUAUUUAUUGAUUAUCUUCAUGUAAUAUUUUAACUAACUUUUAUAUAACAAUAAUAAUUAUAUGACACAAUUUUUACAGAGUUUAAACAUAAAUAACUUUAGAGUAAUUUUAAUAGCUUGGAGCUAACCUCAAAAAUGAAUGACAUAAUUUUAAAAUUGAACAAUAUAAAAAGCCCAUUGAAAAUGAAAACAAAUUAAAUAUUUAUAAAUCUUAAUAAAUAUUAUUUAUUUUAUUACUAAAUAAUUUUUAAUUACAUAUAAUUGUUAUUAAGACUCUUUUUGUUCACUUUGUUUUUAAAUAAACGUUUAUAAUAAAAUAAAAUUAAUCUAACCUAUUGUGUUUAUAUUUAUGUAGUACACCGGCGUAUCACUGGUUUAACCAGUGAGCCAAACGAUCAUCUUAUUCCACUGGUUGAACCAGAGAAUUUCACUGGUUAAAUCAGUGAACGCUCGGUUCACUGGUUGAACCAGUGGAUUUCACUGGAAAAUCAGUGAAAUUUCACUGGUUCAUUUUAAGAAAGUACAUACACUCGGACAUCAUCUUGAAAUUAGUCAGAAUCACUUCCUAGGACCUCAAAACGUCGACAUCUGAUAAAUAUUCGAUUUUCGUAAAUCGGGCCGAAACCAAUAACUUCCCGAAUUUUUGAAAAUUUACAAUUUUUUUAGCAGGAAGUUAAAAAAUAAAUGUUUUAUGCCAAAAUUAUAAUAAUAGUAAGCAAUAAAUGUUUUAUGCCAAAUAAUUUAUUUGUUUAUGUAUUUAUUUUUAUAUUUUUUAUUGGCAGGAAAAAAAAUCUAGUUCAU
This is a messenger RNA of Microplitis mediator, 3535 nucleotides long. RefSeq lists its product as uncharacterized. The record is from RefSeq and is a predicted model, not a curated record. Lineage: Eukaryota; Metazoa; Arthropoda; Insecta; Hymenoptera; Braconidae. Gene Ontology annotation, biological process: DNA recombination; DNA integration. The coding region runs from base 813 to 1841 and encodes 342 amino acids. The transcript is spliced from 3 exons. Gene Ontology annotation, molecular function: DNA binding.